This is a messenger RNA of Camelina sativa (false flax), 438 nucleotides long. Lineage: Eukaryota; Viridiplantae; Streptophyta; Magnoliopsida; Brassicales; Brassicaceae. The record is from RefSeq and is a predicted model, not a curated record.
AUGAGUUAUCUGAACAAGAUUUGGAUGGCAGCAUCAUUCGUAGCAGUUCAAGGAAACGCCGAUCACGGCGUCAAGUUGAAAAGCGGAAUCACCUCCGCUCACCGUCUCCAACGCAGGCUUUCCUCCGAUCUCCGUCCUCUCGCCGCCGCUGAUCUCGCCGGAGACAGUAUCCCAGCUGAAGAAAGACGUCGUAACUCUUCUUCAACCCCCGAUGAGUCACUCCGCCAAGUUAUGUACCUCAACUGCUGGGCACAAGGCUAAAUUCUUAAGAUCAUCUCCCAUCUUCAGAUGAUGGUGAUAGAUGACUCGCUUAUGAACGAACCCGCUCGAGUCAGAUUCUUGAUGCAAACUGUAUAUAUAAAAGUUUGGUUUCAUCUCUGAUGGUUGACUCGCGCUGUUCAUGGACUCGCUUGAGUCAUGUUUUUUUUUUUUUUUUUU